Vitis vinifera (wine grape) is the source of this 1370-nucleotide messenger RNA. RefSeq names its product protein SRC2 homolog. NCBI's taxonomy places the organism in Eukaryota, Viridiplantae, Streptophyta, Magnoliopsida, Vitales, Vitaceae. Gene Ontology annotation, biological process: defense response. The record is from RefSeq and is a predicted model, not a curated record. The coding region runs from base 180 to 1040 and encodes 286 amino acids. The transcript has a single exon.
UUGUUUCUUAUUUGUUUUUUUUUUUUUUUUCAAACAUGGGUAGGAGGGUAUAACGGUAAAAGGGACAAGAUUUUCGAAGGACAAGCGGACAUUAAAGCCUAUAAAUACUUGACCCACGACUAGCAACCAUUCGACAGUCCGACCAUUUUCUCCAUUAUUUUUCCCUUAUUGCCCCUUCCAUGGCUGGUCGCUACGAGAUAGAGCUGAUUAUCUCCUCCGCCAAAGAUCUGAAGAACGUCAACUGGCGUCACGGCUCUCUGAAGCCAUACGUCGUGGUUUGGGUGGAUCCUGCGGCCAAGCUCUCCACCAAAGUCGACAACGACGGCGACACCUUUCCUUGCUGGAACGAGACUCUACUCAUUCCAGUGCCCUCCCGGAUCGAAGACUCCACACUCUACCUCGACGUUGUCCAUCUCAAAGCCGAUGACGAAGACGACACCAAGCCGGUCGUCGGCUCCGCUCGCCUCUUCCUCCGCGACGUCGUCGAUGACGUCGGCUUCGGCGCCCAGGCCAUCCGCACUCUCGAGCUCCGCCGCCCCUCUGGCCGCCCUCAUGGCAAGGUGGAAGUCAAGGUCUCUGUGAGAGAUCCGCGCUACCGUGCGCCUGGGUCUGCCUACUCACCCCCUUACGGCGUGCCCCCGCCAGCGGGAACCAGAGGCGCAGGCUACGCGGCUUCCCCGGCUUACGCCACUCCAUACGGCGCACCCCCACCUGAUCCUUACUACUCCAAUGCACCACCCUACGGCCAAGACCCCUACAGACAGCCGGCAUAUGGGCAGCCUCAGCCAAGAUACGGAGAUCCGGCGUACGGACAAGGGCCAUACGCGCAGGGGCCAUACGGACAGACGGUGGUGGAGCAGCCGCAGAAGAAGUCAGGGAUGGGGAUGGGGACGGGACUGGCAGUGGGCGCAGUCGCAGGGGUCUUGGGUGGGCUGGCAAUAUCGGAGGGCGUGGAUGCUUUGGAGGAUCACAUUGCUGAUGACGUGGAAGAUAGGAUCGAUGGUGAUGACUUGGAAGAUUACGAUGGUGAUGACUUUUGAUUUUGGAUCAUCUCCUUCCUCGAAUAAUACUAUGAACAAUAAUGGUGUUGGACAAAUAAUUUGUCCGGAAAACUGCCCUUUUUGGGCCGGGUUUGUAAUACAGACUUCUUUAAGGCUUUUAUUUUUACGCUGGAAAUUGUAUUUUUUUUUUAAAGAAAAUAAUUUAUAUUAUGUGUAAGAAUAAUUUUAAUAUUACGUAAGAAAAUGAACAGAAAGUAAAAAAUCGGGAGACCGAAAUGAGUGGAGGUGGCGAAUCGUAAAAGUGAGUGGAGAGGGGGUUGAGGGGAUGAUAAUAAUUAAUAAAAAGAUGCUUUAAGUUGAAUUUAGGCA